Messenger RNA from Saccostrea cuccullata (small rock oyster), 1092 nucleotides. RefSeq names its product zonadhesin-like. NCBI's taxonomy places the organism in Eukaryota, Metazoa, Mollusca, Bivalvia, Ostreida, Ostreidae. The transcript is spliced from 9 exons. Bases 252 to 881 code for a protein of 209 amino acids. The record is from RefSeq and is a predicted model, not a curated record.
GUGAUGCAAAUCUAGGACUGAAUGACACUUGUACUACUUCCAACACAGUUUUAGAAGAAAAGGACUUGGAUGGGACCAAACGCUAUAGAAACUGUACAGAUGAUAACCUUUUUCCUAUUUGUGUGGACGGGCGAUGUCAGUGUAUAUUUUGGAAAACACCAUCACCUCCAGCAUGGACAACGACGGCCACCACAGCAGCUAUAAAUGCUGUCUGCACCUCCAGAGAUAACUGUAACCAGGGCAAUACGUUUAUGGUGUUCCCUGGCUGGAAAAUGCCUUGUCCAGUCGAUCACAUUGAUUGUUAUAGCAAUACAUGCUACUGUUCUCCAGACAGGGUAACGACCACAGAACUGCCAACAACUCCAACAACAGCGACUUCAAUAUUAACAACAAAGACAUCGAUUCCAACAACGAAGACUUCAAUUCCAAUAACAACGACAUCGAUUCCAACUACAAAGCUAUCAAUGUCAACAACAAAGACAUCAAUGUCAACAACAAAGACAUCAACAACAACUAAGGUAACGACAACUGAGAAGAUAACAGAAUCAACUAAUAAAAUGCCAGUUACAACAGCUUUGCCAGCAAUAGUUACAUCAAUUCAACCAGUCUCUUUCCCAAUACAUACUUCUGGCAAGACAUGUAGUCUUUUGACUGAUUGUAUUGGAGAAAUAUGUCCCUUGGGAACACAUCCAUACUGUAGAUACAGUCUGACUUCAAAUAGUUGCCAAUGCACAGAAUGUACUGAACACAGCCAUUGCUCAUGUUCUAGUGGAUUACAGCCUCACUGUUCCUUUGAUUUCCCCUUGCAGACCUACUUUUGUCUAUGUAAAGCAAUACCCGUUCCCGAUCCAACCAUCAGUGGCCAUCUCAUUGGAAAAUAGAAGAUCAACCUUGUGUUCAAUUGGAUUGUGCAGCACAUUAAAAUCAUUUACUGUUUUAUCUUUAUAUCAAAAGAUUUUAUCGUCAGAAAAUUUUAGCAAAGGUGUAAAGAUAUCUUAUGCUGCACAUAUAUAAUGUUGAAGGAUACAAAUAUUCUUCAAAUUUCCAAAAAUUACACAUACAAGAAAAUGUUUAGAAAAGACUGGGUAUAUU